AUGGAUGCACUGGAGGAGUCGCAGGAGAAACUCGAAGAGUGGUGUCUGACGGUGGGGAGGGCGGAGGUUAUAGCCGUCACAUUCCCGCCACCCUAUCGCCGCUUCCCGCCACCCGUCUCCCCUGUUCGCCGCCCAAUCUCCCGUGCUCGCCGCCCGAUCUCCCCUUCCCGCGGCCCGAUCUCCCCUUCCUGCCGCCCGAUAUCCCCUUCCCGCAUCCUCUCGCCUUUCCGCGUAGCCUCCUCUCGCCUCUCCGCGCGGCCUCCUCUCGCCUCUCCGCGCGGCCUCCUCUCGUCUCUCCGCGCGGCCUCCUCUCGCCUCUCCGCGCGGCCUCCUCUCACCUCUCCGCGCGGCCUCCUCUCGCCUCCCCGCGCCGUCUCCUCUCGCCUCCCCGCGCGGCCUCCUCUCGCCUCUCCGCGCGGCCUCCUCUCGCCUCCUCUCGCCACUCCGCGCGGCCUCCUCUCGCCUCUCCGCGCGGCCUCCUCUCGCCUCUCCGCGCGGCCUCCUCUCGCCUCCCCGCGCGGCCUCCUCUCGCCUCUCCGCGCGGCCUCCUCUCCCCUCCCUUUGCCCUCGCUACCCCCUCCCAUCGCCAUCGCUUCCCCCUCCCGUCGCCCUCGCUUCCCCCUCCCAUCGCCCUCGCUUCCCCCUCCCAUCGCCCUCGCUUCCCCCUCCCAUCGCCCUCGCUUCCCCCUCCCAUCGCCCUCGCUUCCCCCUCCCGUCGCCCUCGCUUCCCCCUCCCUUUGCCCUCGCUUCCCCCUCCCAUCGCCAUCGCUUCCCCCUCCCAUCGCCCUUGCUUCCCCCUCCCGUCGCCCUUGCUUCCCCCUCCCGUCGCCCUCGCUUCCCCCGCCCAUCGCUAGUCCACUUGCGCCAUCUGUCAGCGUGGGGCAGCAGCACCACCAACGCCUCCUCCUCUCACCUCCUUGCCUUCCUCUUCCCCCUCUCCCCCCCAAACCCCCACCCACUCUUCCCCUGCAGUCGCUGGUUCACUUGCGCCAUCUGUCAGUGUGGGGCAGCAGCAUCACCAACGCCUCUGCGCCGCUGCUCCCUUUUCCCCCACUCCCACCAUCCUCUUUCCACCCCCGCCUCUCCCCCUUCGCCUGCAGUCGCUCGUUCACUUGCGCCAUCUGUCAGUGUGGGGCAGCAGCAUCACCAACGCCUCUGCGCCGCUGCUCCAUUUCCCCCACUCCCACCAUCCUCUUUCCACCCCCGCCUCUCCCCCUUCCCCUGCAGUCGCUCGUUCACUUGCGCCAUCUGUCAGUGUGGGGCAGCAGCAUCACCAGCGCCUCUGCCUCGCUGCUCCUCGCCUUCCCCCGCCUGCUCUCCGCCAACCUCGCCUGGACUGCCCUCUCCCACCUCCCCGCCCACCCCUCCCUCACCGCCCUCCACCUCUCCCACUGCCCCCUGCUUUCCAUUGGCUUCCCUCUCCCCUCCUCCUCAUCCUCUCCCUCCGCCUCCUCUCCUUCCUCCUCUCACUCCUCCUCCUCUUCCUCCUUCCCCCUCACUCAUCUGGUUCUCUCUGGUGCCUCAAUCGCUCCUCCCUCCUCCCUCUUCCCUCCUCACCUCCUCGCCUUCCUCACUCACCUCACCUCGACCCCUCUACUGCUGCUGUCCCUGACGCCCUUCUGUUACACCUCGCCCACUCCCUUCCCCACACGGUACGUUAGCUCCUCACCACUCUCCCUCACACACCUUGAUCUCUCUGGCUGA
This is a messenger RNA of Closterium sp. Naga37s-1, 1704 nucleotides long. The record is from the annotation of a GenBank genome assembly. NCBI's taxonomy places the organism in Eukaryota, Viridiplantae, Streptophyta, Zygnematophyceae, Desmidiales, Closteriaceae.